Molecule: messenger RNA, 942 nt
Organism: Caenorhabditis bovis
Lineage: Eukaryota; Metazoa; Nematoda; Chromadorea; Rhabditida; Rhabditidae
Source: the annotation of a GenBank genome assembly
AUGAUGGGAGCCGCGCGAGCCGGAUUCUACAAGAAGCGCAUUUCGAACUCGAAUCUCGUCACACCGUCGUCGCCGAGCAAAUCCAAGAUCAAAAAUAAGGUGAAUUCGACACAAUCACCGCUUUCAUCUUCUUCGAACCGUCUAAGUGUUCCUUCGAAUCCGCCACUUCGGAAGCGUAGCGGAAGUGCUCCGGCCAUCAGGCCUCUAACUUUGGCAACCACAUGGAAUCUCAAGCGUGAGCAUGUGAGAGCUCUCAAAAUGACAUGGGCUCGUCUGUGUGAGCCGCCGCGAUCCAAUUGUCGAGGUAUUGUGCUCCUCUUGGAAAAAGUUUGGGAGAAACUCGAUUCGAAAGACAAAGAUGUUCGCAACAUUUUCUAUAAUGCCGCGUUUGUGGAUUCGAUGCAGGAGCGUUGUGAACGUCGAAGGUCCGGCUCAAUAGCGACGCUUCGAGACCACACCCACUUUUUUGUGUCCCUUGUUUCACAGGUAGUGAUGAGCCUUGAAAUUGAGCCCACGAAAAUUCUCGAGCAUCUGGAUAGCCUUGGGCAAAACCAUGCAUACUUGAAACAGUAUGGAUUCAAAUCGAAACAUUGGGAGAAAGUUGGCGAGUAUUUUGUGGAUAUUGUCGUUAUACAGGAUUGCGUUCGCGGGUUCCCCGAAGCGUCUCGAGCAUGGACGAUGCUCAUCUCUUCAAUUGUCGAUCGGUUGAGGGCAGCACCGCGUCGAGGCAGUUUCGCAACGCCGGAGAGCCGUCGGGGAAGCACGUGUAGUAUUUUCGAUGAGAAUUGCCGGCAAAGGAAAUGUCCGGUGUUUUCCAUCUCGCCACACGACUCGGCGUCGAAUCUGAGCAGCUUCGAUAAGGAUCGCCGCGAUUCGAUAAUUCUGCCGGCGACGACGAUCGAUUUGAGCUCCAUCCAACACGAGCUUCCCGAAGCGAAUUGA